GAGAGGGUCAUGUUGAGAGGUAUGCAUUAUGGAAGUUAUUGAUGUGCAGCAAUCUCUCUGGGUGGUGAUGGGAGCCUGAGUUCUCCCCAGUCCUUGUGUUCAGAAGGAUGGAGAAGAAAGCCAGGACGGGAAACCAGAGUGAAUGACCUAGAGCUCAUACGCAGGUCUUGGCACAUUUUUUUUUUUAUGAGGGUUAGCCCAUUAAUAAUAAAUAAUUGAGCUUCUCCUGGAUGUUGUUUGUUUGGAAGUCUAACAGAACCGAAGAGGAUCUUCCCUUAUCUCCGCACCGUCCAUCAGUGGAAGACAUUGACCGAUCCCAGGAGUUCCUCUUGUGUUUUAUAUUCUUUGGCAAUUCUCUUGACAUCUGGAGUCGUUCUUUAAAACUCUGGAGCUUGGCGAGUCCCUGGCUUCUUUCGGUCGUCCUUGGAUGUGUUAGCGAAGGAGAGUCAAGGGUUCGCCAGCACUUAAUCCAGAAGGGAUCCAACAAGGAACACGCCGGUCCAUUUUGGCAUUGGUCGGUAGACCUGAUACAAUGCUGGUCUUCGGUCUUGUCUUGCUGUCUGUGGUGGGAGUGCUUAGGGGGUGCCAAAUGCCAAAUGAUUGGAGACCGCAGACUGAAGCCUGCCGAGCUGAACUGGUGGAGACUGUGGUCUUUGCCAAGGUGCUGGCCCUCCAUAAGGAUAGCUACAGUGUCUACAACUACCUGCCUUGGCAGUACAACUCGGACCUGUUUUACUCUGCGGAGAUUGAGCUGCUGUGUGACCAGGGCUGGGGCAGCAUGUUGGAGGUACCAGCAGGUUCCCGGCUUAAUGUCACCGGACUGGGCUACUUCAACUGUCACUCCUACACCGUGAUGGAGAACAAUUCCUAUUAUUUCUUCCUAAGAAUGGACGAAAAUUAUAAUCUCCUUCCCCAUGGAGUGAAUUUCCAAGAUCCCAUUUUCCCCAACACGCCAGAAAACAUCCGGGUAUUUUCCAGCAUAUUCCAGUUCUCCAACUGUGUAAUCGGCACCGAUCCACAAAUCUACUCCCCAGACUGGGAAGCUCAGGAGGACAGCAGGCUAAUGUGUGAUUCGGUACAGAGGGCCUUGCUGGAGGAGGAAGAACGUUCAAAGUCCUUGUCCCAAAAGGUCAGAUUCCUGGAGAAAGCCAAUGCACAUCUUCGAGAAAAAGUGAAGAACCUAAAGCGCGCUGUGCGCCAGGCAACAGUGGACAAUAAGAAGGAGGUCCUUUUGACUAAGCGCCUAAUGGAUAAAGAAAAGAGCCUCAACGAGGAGGAGGAGGAGGACUCAAAGCAGGGAAACCAUAAAAAAAUCAUGGCCAAACCCACCAAGAAAGCAACGGGAAACAAGCUGGAUUAGCCAUCGGUUGUAAGCCUAUGGAAUGUCUUCUGUAGUAGUACGGCAAUAUACCGCACCAGAUUUACAGAGUGAAUGGACAAAAAAAAUUGGAACUUUUGCUAAAUCUAGUGCUGCGCUUUAUUUGUGUAAAAUUAUUUGAGGUCAGUAUUAUUAUGCCUGCAGUAAACUUUCAUCACAUAUUUACUUUGAAACAGUUGAAUAUGGAGUCUUUGGGUUAUAUUUACUAUGCCGCGGUUUGUCAAAGCCACCAUUCAUCAGUGAAUUUGAACAAUAGUAUUAAAACGCCAAUUUGAAUUAAUGCUAAUGGAGCCUGGUUUAACAUUAAUUCUUAUUGCUGUUUUAAAACUAACAGUCUCAGCUGCAGAUAGUCGAUGGCUUUGACAAACUCUGGCAUAGUAAAUAUAGCUCUUCAUCUUUCUGUGCUCUGCCAAGUAUUUUAUAUAUAUCUGGACAGAAGAUAGCAAGGACUCUGGGACAGUGCCCGAGUCUCUGCUAUUUCACGUUCUAUCUUUCUGGAGUCUUUGUUGGAAAAAUGGCGCUGCUGGCAUCAGGUAUAGGGGGGAGGGUCUGCUGCAUAGCACAGUGGUACAGGCAGCUCUGAGUGCAGGGUGUGUGCAGUGCCCUCCUUGACCCAUGAGUCAUUGUGUACCCUGCAGCUAUCAUAGAUAUGCAAAAGUAGAAAUUUUUCACACUGCGCUCAUCCCCGGUUUUGGAUUUG
Messenger RNA from Pseudophryne corroboree (corroboree frog), 2078 nucleotides. RefSeq names its product coiled-coil domain-containing protein 3-like. The transcript has 4 exons. The coding region runs from base 533 to 1360 and encodes 275 amino acids. NCBI's taxonomy places the organism in Eukaryota, Metazoa, Chordata, Amphibia, Anura, Myobatrachidae. The record is from RefSeq and is a predicted model, not a curated record.